Molecule: messenger RNA, 2013 nt
Organism: Microthlaspi erraticum
Lineage: Eukaryota; Viridiplantae; Streptophyta; Magnoliopsida; Brassicales; Brassicaceae
Source: the annotation of a GenBank genome assembly
AUGUCUAUCCCAAAGGUGAAAUGCCCUAAGACGGUGGCAGAGUAUAGGCCCAUUGCUCUAUGUAAUGUCUUCUACAAGAUCAUUUCUAAGCUUCUGACCAAACGCCUACAACCUAUUCUACCAACAAUCAUCUCUGAGAACCAAACGGCGUUUGUACCAGGAAGAGCAAUCUCGGAGAACAUUCUAAUCACCCAUGAAACGCUCCAUUAUCUAAAAGGCUCAAAAGCGACAAAGUUUUGCUCUAUGGCGGUGAAAACAGAUAUGAGCAAGGCCUAUGAUAGACUGGAAUGGAAUUUCAUAGCUACGGUCUUAGAGAGGAUGGGUUUUCACGCAAAAUGGAUUAACUGGAUCUUCCGGUGUAUUUCUACAGUGUCCUACUCAUUCCUAAUAAACGGAUCAGCACAAGGUAGUGUCAUACCUCAGCGUGGAAUCAGGCAGGGAGAUCCGUUGUCGCCGUUCAUCUUCAUCAUUUGUGGCGAAGUCCUCACGGGCCUCUGCAACAAUGCUCAAGUUAGUGGACUCCUACCUGGGAUUAAAGUUGCAAAAGACAGUCCACGUAUAAACCACUUACUGUUCGCGGACGAUACGAUGUUCUUUUGCCAAACGAAACAUCAAUGCUGUGAUACACUCGUCUCUAUCCUACAGCAGUAUGAGACAGCUUCAGGGCAACAAAUCAACAAACAGAAAUCAUCCAUCUCGUUCUCAGCUAAGACUCCCCAAGAUAUUAAAAGCAGAGUGAAGCAAACGCUUGGCAUAGAACAGGAAGGAGGCCAGGGAAAAUACUUGGGCCUACCUGAAAGUUUUGGACGGAAGAAGAAGGACCUCUUCUCCGUGAUUGUAGACCGCAUUCGCCAAAGGGCAGUCCAUUAUGCUUCCAGACAACUCUCAACGGCAUGCAAACUGACCCUUAUCAAAAGUGUUCUGGCUGCUAUACCAACCUACUCUAUGUCAACUUUCAAGCUACCGGUGAGCCUCUGCAAGAGAAUUCAAUCCGCCAUUACUCGCUUCUGGUGGGACUCAACGCCGGAAGUACAGAAAAUGAGCUGGGUCUCCUGGCAAAAGAUGACAAAACCCAAAACCUCAGGAGGAUUGGGUUUUCGCAAUAUCCAGAGCUUCAAUGAUGCGUUGCUAGCUAAGCUUAGCUGGAGAAUCCUGUCAAAACCAAAUUGCCUCUUAGCCCGAGUCUUACAAGGGAAAUACUGUAAAGACCAAAGCUUUCUAAGUGUUCUUACCUCCACUUUAUCUUCGCAUGGCUGGAGAGGAAUCCUCAUCGGCAGGGACCUCUUAGUGGAACAGCUUGGAAAAGCUAUUGGUAACGGACAAGACACAUCAGUUUGGCAUGAUUCUUGGUUAUCCCACACAACACCGCUUCGACCCUUCGGACCGCCAAACCUACACGACAAAGAUGCAACAGUAGCUUCCCUAAUCAAUGGAACAGCUUGGAAUAAAGAGAAGAUUGAAGAAAUCCUUCCACAAUAUGUACCAGAGAUUAUGAGUAUCCGACCUAGUCAAAACGGAGCCCCUGACCGCUAUGUAUGGAUCCCCUCAAAAUCUGGUGACUAUACAGUCAAAACCGGGUACCGUAUUGCCAGAUCACUGAGAGACCAACCUGAAGACAACCACCAAACUACAGUUAACUGGAAUGCAGAUAUCUGGCUCGGCCACUUCUCUCUAAAGAUCAAGCUUUUUCUUUGGAAAAUUCUUCAGAAAGCCUUACCUACUGGUGAGAAUCUCCUGAACAGAGGCCUCUUCGAUAAUGUUUGUUGCGUUCACUGUGGAGAACUCGAAUCAGACGAACAUCUCCUCUUUCGCUGUGAAUUUGCUCGGAAAGUGUGGGCUCUAGCUCCUUUCUCGACUACGGUGGAUCUUACAUCGAUGAGUUUCGAAACCUCAGUCAACAUCUUGAAACGCCUAACCUGCUUACCCCCAACGGGAAUCAGCUCCGGACCCCUUUUCCUGUGGAUCUGCUGGAUGAUUUGGUCGGCUAGAAACCACCGAAUCUUCGAGAACUGA